Messenger RNA from Chaetomium fimeti, 2232 nucleotides. RefSeq lists its product as uncharacterized. The coding region runs from base 1 to 2091 and encodes 696 amino acids. Lineage: Eukaryota; Fungi; Ascomycota; Sordariomycetes; Sordariales; Chaetomiaceae. The transcript has 9 exons. The record is from RefSeq and is a predicted model, not a curated record.
AUGGCCCAUGUGCGGGAUGCAUCGUUCAACCCGUCUUCCCCCCACUCGUCGAGUGGUGGUGUCGACUCUUACAACUAUGAGGGAACCCCGGAUACCAAACUCACCGUAUUCUCUCCCGAUGAGAACUCGGCCAAAUCCAACAGGCUCCUGACCACUCUCGGGCUCGACGGCCCUUCCACCCACACUGCCCACUACCAUGUCGGGUCCGCCGAUGGUUUUGGUAAUACAAGUUCAGCCACCUCUGAGAAGGACCCCUUCAUUUCAAACUCGACUAUCAAGGGCGAACAGAAAUUGUCACCAACCGCCUCGGCAUUCCGUCCUCUCUCAGUUCCCCUCGUAGCCCAUGGAUCUCUGAAUGCGUCGCCCGGAGUGAAUGCCGGUCACGGUGUCAACCGCCAGCUUUUUGCGCCCCAUGCCACAGCCAAAUUUAGCUGCGAUCUGGGAAUAUCUCGCUGCCUUGUUCUCUACUCGCCGUCCUUCCCCAUCACGGUUACCGAUGCUGAAGGAUAUCUUGCGGGUAAACGCAACCUGAUCGCGGCCGAAGGUCGGGUCUACCUACACCUUCCCAACGUGCGGGAUGCUCGCAACACCCACGACAACGUGCAGCUAGGUUCUCCUCACUGGUGUGCCGAAUAUAUCUCCGCGAUCGAAUUCCAUAGGGCCUGUGGUUCAAUGACCCAAGUCGACCCGAUCUGCGACGGCAAGAUUCAAAUCACGGCAUUUGACGAAGGUGUCAACUUCGGCGCCGUUCACGUCGAGACUGUCGUUCACACUUUCUUGGAAACCCAAGGUGAGGUAUUCGCGCUUCUGCGGCAGAGCGAGACAAACGACCACACUUUUCGAGCCUCAGUUGAGUUUUCAGACGCCGAUAUUGCCAUCUCCGUUGUUCACAAGUUCAACAGGGCCACGUUGGGUCUGAACGGGUCGACAACGAUGUCUCGGCCGGUCGAGGGCUACAACCCUCCGCUGAACGAUCAGCAAACCACCGACCACACUAUCGCGAGCGCCUUCCAAGGGAUGGGUGCGUCAGAGAACGCUCAGCAGCCUAGUGGACCUUUUGCAUCUAGCCGGUUUAAUCAAUCACCCGCCCGGCUUCGUCCCCCUCAGCAAUACGCCAUGUAUCCGGUUGUCUAUCAUGGUCUCCAAGCUGCCGCACCGAGUCGACUCAUGCUUGAUCAGACUCCGACACGCGGCCAGGGUGUUAACCAUAUAGCACCGAUGACCCCCAUUUCAGGAAACAUGCCAAUCAUGGCGCCGCUGUUCAAUACCACACCUCCGGAUACCCCGAUGGCAAUGCACGGGGAUUUCACCAGCCCGAGAAGCAUGCAGCCAUAUGGGCGUCAUGGCCUUGACACACGCCGCCAUACCGCCAUGCGGGUCAACCGGACCCCGUACUUCAAUAACGCCGGUCAUCACAACCAUGUUGAUGUCAACCGCAUCCGAGACGGCAUUGACGUUCGAACCACUAUCAUGUUGCGGAAUAUUCCCAACAAAGUCGACCAGGCUAUGCUUAAGCGCAUUGUCGAUGAGUCGAGCUGGGGCAAGUAUGAUUUCAUGUACUUGCGUAUCGAUUUUGCCAACGAUUGCAACCAUGUUGACGUCCUGCUUCCAGUGUUGGUUACGCAUUCAUCAACUUCGUGGAUUUCGUCAAUGCCCGAGGCAACCAGCGCUGGAACUGUUUCAAGAGCGACAAGGUCGCCGAGAUCUCCUACGCGAGUAAGUUCAAAAUAUUUACUCGAGAAGCCUGAACUGCAUGCUGACGCUCCGAAGCUAUCCAAGGGAAGGAUUGUUUGGUUCAAAAGUUCCGUAACAGCUCCGUCAUGCUGGAGGCGCCUCAUUACCGACCCAAGACCGGAUCUGGCUGGCCAAGAGGAGCCGUUCCCGGAGCCUGACAAUCAGUCCAAAAUGAAGCGCAGCUGCGAGAACGCUGAGCAUGUCGGGCUCUUCACUCCCAACGCUGGCCAGCACUUCCGCGAUGAGCAGCGCCGCCGUCGUUCUCAGUACGAUCGCGGCACCAGGCUUGCAGCCCUGGAGGAGUACGAUUACGACGCUCACGCCCAGCAGCACGGAUACUUCGGACAGCAGCAGUAGACCUCGCGGGAACGCUCCACAGGGGACGCCGACAUCGAAGAUCACAGGAAUUUUGGUGGGAUACCGAGACACGUUAAUAUUCGACCCGGGGGAAUGCGCUGGCUUAGCUUGCUUUGCCAUAUUUCAGAAGUCGACAAAGGU